AUGGGCGGGUGGAAUCGGCUCUCCGUCUGGGUCUCCGUCUGUUUGCUGAUCACCGGCAGAGGGGGCCUGCCCCAAGCGGAGGGCGUCUCGAUGUCUGUGGAGGACCAUCAAGUACGACGCGCGGAAAAUAUCUGAAUUUUUUCGUUUUCUUUGUGUUUCUCCCCCCCUCGGAUCCAUCGUAGAGAGCCUUUGGUCAACGCUUUCCCCUGUCCAAGUUCUAACGCUCCUAGUAGCACGACGAAUUCAUUAUUUGGAACGACAAGCCACACGUCACCAAAUGGUCUCGAUCGAUCGGUCUGCUACGAGUUCUUCUUAUGGAUCACGGGUACUUGCAGGUAGUGCUGGACAAUGGCAUCCUCCAACUCACGCUGUCGAACCCCGGCGGGAUAAUAACGGGCAUCGCAUACAAUGGCGUCGACAACUUGAUGGAAACCCGCAAUCAAGAGUUUGAUAGAGGGUAGAAUCAGCAUCUCUCUCUCUCUCUCUCUCUCUCUCUCGCUACACGUCUCUCUCCCAACUCCUUUCCUCCCGCACCACUCCGAAGCUCCUGCGCGUGGCCUUCUGACGCCUCGUCGCGCCAUGUUUCUCGCAGAUACUGGGAUCUUGUCUGGAGCGACCCAUUGAACCCGGGGCUAAUCUUUGACAGGUACGUAGUCGGCUCCUUGGGGUUGACAUCAUACUCAUUUUCUCUAUUAUGUCUCUUGUGAGAUCGAAUAGGAGAUAACAAUCGACUGUGGAAGAUCCACAGGAUCGAAGGAACGAAUUUCACGGUCAUUCUGCAAGACGACGAUCAGUUGGAGGUUUCCUUCACGAGAUCUUGGCUUCCAUCGUCCCUCACCGGAACCGGAGGCGUCCCCUUGAACAUAGAUAGAAGGUGCGCGCGACUAAACCAGAAUCUUCAUCAAUCCUAGGGACAUCACUCGUCCUUAACAUCCUCAAGCGACUGAAGACGAUGAGAGCACAGGUUCAUCUUGCUUCGAGGGAAGUCGGGGUUCUACACGUACGCCAUCUUCGAGCAUCUCAAGGGGUGGCCCGACUUUGACCUGGCCGAAACUAGGGUUGUCUUCAAGCUCAGCGAGGAUAGGUGAUUAUCCUUCGUCUUCCCCUCUUGUGGAUUCCAACUGAAGAUCUGCGAGAUGAACGUGCCCUGUUCACGCCGUUAGGUUUCACUAUAUGGCGAUGGCGGACGACAGGCAGAGGAUCAUGCCGAUGCCACAGGAUCGCCUGCCCCCCAGGGGGUACUCUCUGGCCUUCAAGGAAGCCGUUCGUCUGGUGAACGCCACCAACCCGGCGCUCACAGGAGAGGUAAGCCACUACAUAUGUGUCGAACUGCAGUGAAGAAUUCGAGUGGAUUCAAAGGGCUUGGACCGCAUCUGAGAUCUUGGAUGGCAGGUGGACUGCAAAUACCAAUACUCGUGCGACAACAAGGACAACAAGGUCCACGGAUGGAUAUCCUUCGACCCUCCCACUGGCUUCUGGCAGAUCUCACCCAGCGACGAGUUUCGGACCGGGGGCCCUAUGAAGCAGUCACUCACGUCCCACGUCGGCCCUACGACUCUCGCUGUAACCCACUCUCGCCCAAGAAUUCCGGCAGCGGCAGAGGAAGAUCUUUCGAGCUGCUUAGUUCAUCCGUCCUUCUCCCUCUUCACUAUCCGCCGCAGGUGUUCGUCAGCGACCAUUACGCCGGGAAGGCCCUCGUGCCCAGGUUCAGGAAUGGAGAGCGCUGGAAGAAGGUCUUUGGCCCCGUGUUUAUCUAUCUCAACAGCUCUCCAGAAGACGAGAACCCGUUAAGUCUCUGGAAGGACGCCAAAUUGCAGGUUAUCACUCAGCCUGUACCGCUCGCGUCAUUUGAAAUUUCCAAUGCUAAAAUGUCCAGGAAGCUCAUUCAACCAAAGGGCGAGGAAUUUCUUGAGACGAUCGUUCAAAUGACAUGAGCUCCUUGUGUUCAUCGCCAUUCAGAUGAUGUCUGAAUCCAGGAGCUGGCCGUACGAGUUCCCCGCUUCGGAGGAUUUCCCGAAAGCUCGGGAAAGAGGUUCCGUCGUCGGCCGGCUGCUCGUCCGAGAUCGGUGGGAGAUUGACGAUGCUCCAUUAAUUCACUGGAUAUUAUAGUGUGGUGUUAAUUACUACUAGGGCAUCCAAUCCCCAUUUUUCAGGUAUAUCAGCGAAGAAGACAUGCCGGCGAGCUCUGCUUAUGUCGGCUUGGCCUUGCCAGGAGAGGUGGGAUCAUGGCAAACGGAAAGCAAGGUAUCUCGGUGCUCUCAACGAUCUACAAUACGAACUAAUAUUUUCUGUAAUACAUACGUACAUAGAUAUAUAUUGAUAUAUAUAUCGAGAGAGAGAAAGAGAGAGAGAGAGAGAGAGAGAGAGAGAGAGAGAGAGAGAGAGAGAGAGAGAGAUCCUGCUUCUCCGGACAUAAUAAAAAGGAUUACUUUCUUUCUUCAGGGAUACCAAUUCUGGGUGAAGGCCGAGAUUGACGGUACCUUCUCCAUCACCAGCGUCCGGGCGGGGGUGUACGGUCUCUUCGCGUGGGUUCCCGGUUUCAUCGGCGACUGCAAACACCCCCAAAACAUCACCGUCGGCGAAGGUCAGCGAGCACACCCCUACCUCAGCACUACCAUAAAAUAAACGUCAGCUCUCUCCGAAAUGUUGAUGCAUAUCUCAUGACAGGAUCCCAGAUUGAUCUGGGCGACCUGGUGUAUGAGCCACCGAGGGAGGGUCCUACCCUGUGGGAGAUCGGCACUCCAGACCGCUCCACGGCGGAGUUCUUCGUUCCGGAACCCAACCCAGCUUACGUCAACAGGCUCUACGUCGACACCCCGGACAGGUCACCCACCGUGCAUCAUCUACGAACUAUCCGUCGUUUUGACGAUGAAGUUGCAUCUUCUUCUUCAUCCUGGUUUUGACGUCUGAUUUCCUCGUCUCUGUCUGCAAACCCGUGUACCGUCUCUCCUGGCACCUUUGGGAGCAGAUUCAGACAGUAUGGCCUGUGGGAGAGAUACGCAGAGUUGUACCCUACGCAGGAUCUCGUGUACGUAGUAGGGGAGAGCAAUUACACGAGGGACUGGUUUUACGCGCAGGUUACUCGGUGAGGAAGGAGACGGCACAUCGAACUCGGUCUCUCUUCCUUAUUAACGGCGCCGCCCUCUCCUGACGGGAGCCUUUCCUCCUUACUCGCAGGAGGCUAGUGAACUCUUCGAGAGCCUACAGAGAUACUACAUGGCAGAUACGAUUUACGCUCAAUUCACCUAUCCUGGAGGGCCUCUACAAGCUGCGGAUAGCUCUGGCAGCGGCGAAGAGAUCCAGACUACAGGUGAGGAAGACAAACGCUCAGAAGGAAGAACUGGACUCAAAUACCUCAUCCAUCCCUUCUCCGGGGGCCGUAAUGGCGCUAACGGACAGAGGAAUUUCGUACCCUGAAGGUCUGGAUCAAUGACCGGAGUGCGUCUUCACCUCAUUUCUCGACGGGGGUCGUCGGUGACGAGAACUCCAUCGCGAGGUUCGCCAUCCACGGCCUCUAUCGGCUGUUCUCCGUCGACGUUGACGGCAGCUUGCUCGUCGCCGGCGAGAACGUCAUCUUCCUGAACCAGGCGGAAGCGAAGAACCCCUUCGUGGGGAUCAUGUACGACUACAUCCGCCUGGAGGAACCCGCCACCUCCGUCUCCGGCAGGAGCUCCGGCAAGAGUCGGCGCCCAUCGUUGACUGGUAUCUUCUUCCUCUCGUCCCUGACCUACCACGUCAUCCGGGGAUAUUUGACACCGCUGAUGUACAUACAUUUCACUGGGACAACAUGUGUCUAG
Spirodela intermedia is the source of this 3797-nucleotide messenger RNA. NCBI's taxonomy places the organism in Eukaryota, Viridiplantae, Streptophyta, Magnoliopsida, Alismatales, Araceae. The record is from the annotation of a GenBank genome assembly.